AUGGAAACCAUUGCAGGUGAUCAAUUGGCAAUUGCUAAGGAAACCGAGCAUUGGUUGGGAAUGGGUACAAACUUGUACCCAUCUUCAUCUCUUCUGGGGGACAACAAGGAUGAAUUAGUUUCGGCUCUACCUGUGGAUGAACUAAUUGAGAAAGCUGAUGGUUUUGCUAGGGUGCUUCCUGGUGAUGGGGUCAAUGAUGCACCUGCAUUAAAGAAAGCAAACAUAGGAAUUGCAAUGGCAGAUGCAACAGAUGCUGCUCGAAGUGCUUCUGACAUAGUUCUAAUAGAGCCUGGAUUGAGUAUAGGGAUUUUGCAUGUGCCACUGACCUGUUCCACUUUUGAAUUUACGUACCAUGACAUGGAUCUAUUUCCAGGUAGUAUCAUGACAAUCUCCAAGGACAGAGUCAAGCCUUCUCAGCUGGAAACUCAGUGA
Magnolia sinica is the source of this 432-nucleotide messenger RNA. RefSeq names its product plasma membrane ATPase 2-like. The transcript has 3 exons. Gene Ontology annotation, cellular component: plasma membrane. The record is from RefSeq and is a predicted model, not a curated record. Gene Ontology annotation, biological process: regulation of intracellular pH; proton transmembrane transport. Gene Ontology annotation, molecular function: ATP hydrolysis activity; P-type proton-exporting transporter activity; ATP binding. Lineage: Eukaryota; Viridiplantae; Streptophyta; Magnoliopsida; Magnoliales; Magnoliaceae. Bases 1 to 432 code for a protein of 143 amino acids.